AUGAUCACUUUGAGACCGUCUACUUCUGCCUUCCGGCAGGCAUACUCCGGGUGCGUCUCUCGGGUUCGGGUCCCGGUUUCGGCAUCGGGUCCGGCGUCCGGGAGUUUUCUCGCGGCCCGCGUGCAAGCCUCGUCCCCAUUUUCGACAGUUUCACUCGCAUACGACCUGCAUGAGCCAGCAAAGCCCGUGGCCGACAAGCAAACAUCGCCAAUCAUUUUUAUGCACGGCUUGUUCGGGUCCAAGAAGAACAACCGGACCGUAAGCCGACAUGUCUACGCUGUGGAUCUGCGCAACCACGGCGAUUCGCCUCAUGAUCCCCGCCAUGAUUACCCCGCCAUGGCCGCCGAUGUGGCCGACUUCAUCCGACAACACGGCCUCAAAGAGCCGACCCUGAUCGGCCACUCGAUGGGCGCAAAAACCGCCAUGACCCUCGCCCUGCACUCGCCCGACCUCGUCGCCAACCUCAUCGCCGUCGACAACGCCCCCGUGGACGCCCGCCUGGGGUCCGACUUCGGGUGGUACAUCCAAGGGAUGAAGAAGAUCGACGAGGCCCAGGUAACGCGACAAGCCGAAGCGGACGCGAUUUUGGCGCCCUACGAGCCCUCCAUCGCGAUCCGGCAGUUCCUACUGGGCAACCUGCACCGGCCGUCGCCGGCGACGAGCCAGACGCAGCAGUUCCGCGUGCCGCUGUCCAUCCUGGCGCGCGCGCUCGACCACCUCGGCGACUUCCCCUUCAAGCGCCCCGGCGAGGUGCGCUUCGAGAAGCCCGCGCUCUUCGUCCGCGGCACCCAGAGCAAGUACGUGCCCGACGAGGUGAUCCCGCUGAUCGGGCAGUUCUUCCCCCUGUUUGAGCUGGUCGAUGUGGAGGCGGGGCAUUGGGUGAUUUCGGAGAAGCCCGAGGCUUUUAAAGAUGCCGUGGUACGGUUCCUGGAGCCCAAGGAGUAA
Messenger RNA from Chaetomium globosum CBS 148.51, 945 nucleotides. RefSeq lists its product as uncharacterized. The transcript is spliced from 5 exons. The coding region runs from base 1 to 945 and encodes 314 amino acids. Gene Ontology annotation, cellular component: mitochondrion. Lineage: Eukaryota; Fungi; Ascomycota; Sordariomycetes; Sordariales; Chaetomiaceae. The record is from RefSeq and is a predicted model, not a curated record.